Molecule: messenger RNA, 1216 nt
Organism: Lampris incognitus (smalleye Pacific opah)
Lineage: Eukaryota; Metazoa; Chordata; Actinopteri; Lampriformes; Lampridae
Exons: 3
Coding region: 316-1158 (280 amino acids)
Source: RefSeq, a predicted model, not a curated record
CUAACAGUUGUCUCGGUAGUGUAAAAGUUAGUGAACAGUUGACACAGUUGUGUAAAGUUAGACGUUGUCUCGGUCUGAAAGAGAUUCAACACGGGAGCCAAAGAGAGCCCAUGACAGAAGUCUCUUUCAGACAUCAAGGAAGAGAGGUGAACCCGAAAGAGAGGAGAAGAGCGAGCAACAGAAACUAACGGUGCGGAACACAGCCGAGAGAGAGAGAGAAGAAGAAAACAACAAUAAUUCCUGAAAGAGAGAGAGAGAGAGAAGAAGAAAACAACAAUAAUUCCUGAAAGAGAGAGAGAGAGAGAAGAAGAACAGAUGACAAUUGGGUCGAGGAAAAGUUCGGUGCGGAGCUCCAUCCGGGCCCCGAAGUUCCUGGACAAAGCCAGCGGGUUUUACGGCCGCCUGGACGAGCCUGAGACCAGCGGAGAGAGGGAUGAAGAUGAGAGGGGAGGAGGAGGAGUACGAGUAGAGGACGGGUGGAACAGCGCGGCGGUGGACAGCGGGAGGGGUGGGGGGUCGGUGAGUGAGCCGGCGCCGGGUGCGAGGCACGAACGGGGGCAGUCCGGCGUGUUCAACUUUAACGAGGGCCUGAUGGAGGACGACGGGGAGACGCUGCUGCGCCGGAGACCCGGGCGGCGCAGCAGCAGGUGGAGGAGGAGCUCCAGGAGGAAGCAGGAGGCCAGACUGGAGGAGGAGAUUUCCCGGGUGGACACACUGACCCUGGGCAUAGAGAGCGGGACCGAUGCCCCGGCGUUGGAGGGCAGCGGUAACAGGGUAAAGGCGGAGGGGUUGAGGAAGAUGGAGGAAGGAGGAAGAGGGGCCGAACCUCCACUUCAUCACUUUGCGGUCAAGGAAGACACCGACGACCAAGUGCUUAUAAGAGACAAGAAGCGAGGGAGAGAGGAGGGAGAAGAGGAGAGGAGGAUGAAGAGAGAGCAGGAGGAGGGGAUGAAGGCUGUGAAGAGGAACACGGUGAAGAACUACCGCAAGGCCCUGGACCGAGCCUUCCGUCGCGGCUGGGAGGCUUUCGUCACCAACCUCUACAGCGUCACCCUAACUCCCGUCACUUCGUCAUCCUCAUCUUCGUCACCCCCGCAUCUGCCGAAGGAGAAGCUCCAGCGCAACCCCGCCGAGGUUAUGGCAUACAGCUCGCAUUAGCAUCAAGGACCCCGAGAUAAAAGCUGAAACUAUAUAUAUAUAUAUAUAUAUAUAUAUA